Sphenostylis stenocarpa is the source of this 492-nucleotide messenger RNA. The record is from the annotation of a GenBank genome assembly. Lineage: Eukaryota; Viridiplantae; Streptophyta; Magnoliopsida; Fabales; Fabaceae.
AUGAAAGAUCUCUGCUUCAAGCUUGUUUCCAUUAUUCCUUCCAAGUACCUCAAACCCACCAAGGGCAUGCUUUCCCAGCAGGAUCAGCUUGAUCUUGCAGCCACGUAUAUACAGCAUCUGAGAGAAAGAAUAGAGAAACUGAAGGUUGAGAAGGAACAAGCCAUGGACAUGAUGAGAAUAACCCACACCAAUAAUGGGAUUUUCAAUAUUGACUCUCAGUUGCCUCUACUUGAGAUAAAGGACUUGGGUUCGGGUAUUGAAGUGAUGUUGAUAAGUGGGGUGAAUAAGAACUUCAUGCUCCACGAAGUAAUUAGUGUCCUUGAGGAAGAGGGUGCUGAAGUUGUCACUGCCAACUUCUCUACCGUUGCUGAUAGGGUCUUUUACACAGUUCAUGCUCAGGUUAAAAUAUCAAGAGUUGGUGUUGAGCCGACGAGGGUAUAUCAAAGGCUUCGGGAAUUGAUUGCACCACUAGAAAGCUGGCAGUACAUAUAG